Molecule: messenger RNA, 1752 nt
Organism: Musa acuminata AAA Group (dessert banana)
Lineage: Eukaryota; Viridiplantae; Streptophyta; Magnoliopsida; Zingiberales; Musaceae
Product: transcription factor TGAL5-like
Exons: 13
Coding region: 211-1617 (468 amino acids)
Biological process (GO): regulation of DNA-templated transcription; DNA-templated transcription
Molecular function (GO): DNA-binding transcription factor activity; sequence-specific DNA binding
Source: RefSeq, a predicted model, not a curated record
UAUCAGAUGAUUCAGCUAUACAAAAAGUACUAAUAUCCUAAGGUCAUUUUGGAAGGAUACUUCCAUACAAUUUUCUGCUUCUCUGUCUCUGUGCCUGGAAGAGUUCCUAUUAAUUUCGACCAACUUGUGCUUCCUGAAAGUAAAGUGUGCUUGUCGAAGCACCAAACAAGUUUGAGAGAUCAGUAUACGAAGGAUCAUCAAAGUUUCAGGAUGGUGCAAGAGGGAGAAGAAACUUGGAUUGCAGAUCACAGAGUUGGAGAAACUGGCCUUUCUGAUCCUCGACUUUCAACUCAUGGAAUUCAUGGCACCACUCCAGCUGCAACUAAGUUCUUUGAUCAGGAAGAAGCUUCUUAUUUUGGGGGUCUGGAGGAGGCUCUUAUGGAUGGAGUAGAUGGCAUAAGAGAAACUGAAGACACUUUUCUCACAGCCAGACCCCCAACACUUCAGAUCUUCCCAUCAUGGCCAAUGAGAUUCCAGCAAUCUCCCAGACAGGGGAGUUUGUGGUCAGCAAGGAGCAGUGCUUCAAGCUCAGCUCAAAACACUGCAUCUCAUCCAGAAUCAGACAAUCCAGCAAGCAGAAUGGCCUCUUCAGACCUGUGUGCUGACCACAAGCAGCAACAAGAGGUGAUGAUGAGAAAGAUGACUGGUUCAACUGCAAGGAAAGAUGGAAAGGUACUUGAUCCUAAGAGAUUAAGGCGAUUAGCUCAGAAUCGUGAGGCAGCAAGGAAGAGCCGCCUGAGGAAAAAGGCUUACGUGCAACAAUUAGAGACCAGCAGAAUUAGGCUGCAGCAGCUCGAGCAAGAUCUACAUAGUGCAAGAUUACAGGGUGUGUUCUUAGGAGUCGCAGGCUGUGCAAAUGGAUCUACGAGUUCCAGCGCUGCGAUGUUCGACAUGGAGUAUGCUCGAUGGUUGGAUGAGAACUGCAAACACAUGUCGGGGCUUCAAGGUGCGAUACAAGCUCACCUUCCUGAUGGCGACCUCGGUGUCAUUGUAGACCAGUGCGCCGCGCACUACGACGAGCUCUUCCGGCUGAAAGCCAUCGUCGUCAAGUCCGACGUGCUCUACCUCUUGAACGGGGCAUGGAGGACUCCGGCAGAGCGCUGCUUCCUGUGGAUGGGCGGAUUCAGGCCCUCCGAGCUUCUCAAGAUGGUGGUGGCUCAGCUGGAUCCGCUGACGGAGCAGCAGUUCAUGGGGAUCUGCAACCUCCAGCAAUCGUCACAGCAGGCGGAGGAGGCGCUCUCGCAGGGCCUCGAGCAGCUCCACCAUUCAUUGGCUGACGCCAUUGCCGGUGGCUUCCUCAGCAAUGGCGUGGCCGAUGGAAGCUAUAUGGUGAUCGCAUUAGGGAAGCUCGACAACCUCGAAGGACUAGUCCGCCAGGCUGAUAAGUUGAGACAACAGAGCUUACACCAAUUGCGCAGCCUCUUCACCACCAUACAAGCAGCCAAAUGUUUCCUAGCAAUCGGAGAGUACUACGCUCGCCUGCGUGCUCUCAGCUCGCUAUGGGCGUCUCGGCCACGAGAGAGCUUGAUCAGAAACGAUGGUGUUGUCUCUACAUCGACAGACCUGCAAAUCGUUCAUCAACCACUGCAAAAUCAUUUUCCAUAUUUGCCUCUUUGAGCUCAUUCUCAUGAGAAAGAGAGAGAGAGAGAGAGACUGUUGCUGAUCAUGGCUAUUGAACAAUGUGUGCAUGUAUUAUAUGUACAAAUAACAAGGGGAAGCAUAUGCUAACAGCAAAUUGCUUGAUCGAGAUGG